AUACACAUACAUACACACUGAGCAGAGAUCGCCCGUCGCCGAUUAGCCGACUGCCGAGCCCGGCGCAACAGGCAUACGCAGCGCACGAGAGCACGACUUGUAUGUAUGUAAGACAGUGCAUAGCAUAGUGCAUACACACAGACGGCGCAGCAGCACGUCGCGAGAGUGAGUUAGUCGCCUGUACGUGCAAAGUGCAAAAUGGCCAAAUGUCAGCAGCGGCAGCAGCAGCCACAGCAGGCCGCCGAACGGUAGCAGCCCGAGCGACCAAAGUCUCGACCAGCAACGCAAUUAGCUCCUGAGAGCCCACGGCCCGCAGGUGCCAAAGACGUCGCCGAGUACGAUAUAGCCAACAGCUGAGAGUCCUGUGUAUAGGCUCUCUUAGAGCGGAGCCAACCACGGCCGCAGUGCAGUUCGUGUCGUCGACCACUCGACGUCGGAAUACAUAAUCUCGCUGCGUGGCCGAUUGGCCAAUGUCCUCUCGACUACUUGUCACAGCAGCUCUCCUACGAGAGGCCGCGAGUGUGUCGCUCCAAUCGAGUUUCCUCAAAGUGCCUGCCAAAAUUUUCAACGAGUGCUCCUUUUAACGCGCGCCAACCGAGUGCCUUACAGAUAUAUAACUGGCGCGUAGCGGAUGUACACGCACGAAUUCGUGUCAAGAGAUCGUGCGGAGCAUCUACUGGUGCCUCAAGACCAGCUGAACGAGAAAAAAAGUGCCUUGUGUCGAGUGCAGCCAGCAGUUUUGGAGCCGCGUGGCCUCCUGAUUUAGACGAAACCUCGUCCUCGUAUCUGCUGCCGAUGUUCGUAUUAGCAGGCUACAUGCAUAAGUGCCACUUCAUCAACCUGUUUAUCUAUCCAUGAAUUGUCAUCAUGAAGGAUGUACAUUUUAUUAAACCACAAAGGGAUCAUUCGGGUGUAAAAUAUAAAUCUCCAUCAACCCUCUCUAUCUCAUUGAAGCAAAUACUAUCAGUAUCAGCAGGGCAAAACCUACUGAUCUAGUAUUUGCUUUUUGGAUGGAGAGCAUGGCUUCAGGUGCCUCCUCGUUGGACAGUGCUGAAAGUAGCGAACGAGACAGUGGUGGCUGUGACAGUGUUGGAAGUCCGGUCGGCGGUUCCGAGUGCCGAAACGACUACGAUGAUUUAAAAACGCAGUACCAGCUACUGAGGCAUAAGCACUCCGAUACCAUUAGACGAUGCGAGCAUACUAUGAAGGAAUUAGAGUACUACCGUAAUCAGCACAUAGCAGCGAUGUCACAUCAGAGCUCGGACCCUAGUAGCGUCGUCGAUCAAGCGUCAUCACCGUCCGAGCAACAGCAGCAGCAACAACAACAGCAGCAGCAGCAGCAGCAGCAACCACAAGACAUCCCCGAAUUGGACUUGAGCGACGCAGCCCAGUCGGCCUCCGAGACCAUGAAUCAACAUUACAUUAAUGCCCUGAGAAAAUACGAGGCCGUCAAAGAUGAAUACGACUCGCUGAGGAAACGCUACGAUGACCUCAAAGCGUCGCAUGCCUCAGCUGUCAAUAAGCUUGAACUCGCCCAAGAAGAGAUAGCCCGGCUGAAGAAGCUCUACGACGAAGUCCUCACAGAGUGCAAUUCUACGGUGCGCGAGCGUAACGGUUUGAAGCAACAGUGCACAGCGGCUAUACGGCAAUGGGACAUAGCCCUGAGGGAGCGCAACGAGUACCGGGAGGUACUUGCCAAGGUGUCCCAGCAGCACGAGGAGGCCGUCAAGGAGAUUAAUCAGGCUAUGGUCGGUCGCAUGAAGGCCAGCAAAGACAUCAAGCGCUUGACCGAGGAGAGAAAUGCCGCCUUGCACGAGUAUAGUCUGAUUAUGAGCGAGAGAGACACGGUUCACCAUGAGAUGGAAACUAUGAGCAAUGACUUGAGCCAAGCUUACGCCAAAGUCACCCACGUAGAGAGCGAAAACAAAAAGCUCACCGAAGAGAAAAAAGCCCUGUCAUAUCAAAUCGAGACUUUAAGGCGGGAAAUAUCGUCAGCGUUACACGACCGUGACGAGGCUCUCAAGGAGUGCAACGAGCUGCGCCAGAGAUUCGGCGAGACCUAUUCCGAGGCUUUGAAUCGCGAGCGCAAAAAUCGUCUCGAGCUGCGCUCUUACAGUACCGAGCGAGACGUCACGAGCAAAGAGUCGGAGAAGGCUAGCAGCCCGAGAGACUACAAGCGCGCGAAAGAGCGACUCGACGACUUGGACCAGGCCAACAUCGAGCUCGACAAUCUAAGAAAAUUAGCCGAUAAGUUGCACACGGAGAUGGAAGAAGCCCUUCAAGAGGCUGAAGUAUCGAAACGAAGACGUGACUGGGCAUUCAGCGAGAGAGACAAAAUCGUUCUAGAACGCGAAAGUAUCCGCUCGCUCUGCGAUCGACUGAGAAAGGAGCGAGACCGCGCAGUAUCCGAGCUCGCCAAAGCCAUUUGCGACUCUGACGAUAUCAAGAAGCAGCGCAACGAAGCUUCCAAGGAGCUCAAAGACCUCAAAGAAAAAAUUGAGUCGGGCGAUCACAGCCUGCGAUCUGGCCAGUACCACGACACCGACGACGAGUGGGACUUGGUUCAGGUGCACCUCGAUCUUAGUCACCUCGAGGAGCGGGACCUGGGUGUUAUGCUAGUGGCUGCUCACGACAACGCAUACUCGCAUUAUCCCGACGACAACGGAAUAUACGUGUCACAGAUUGCCCAGGGCAGUCCUGUAGAGAAUAUAUUACGCGUCAACGACUGCAUUGUACGAGUCAACAAUAUUGACGUUUCAUCGACCUCGUCGCGAAUGCUUAUGGACACAUUGAAGUCGUGCAACGCAGGAUCCGCAGUUUUGACCAUUCGAAGAAGAAGACUCGGAAGAAGAUCGCUGAGGACAACUCAGUUGCCCGUCGGAUCUUUGCCACAUGGAAUAACAUUGGAACUUGGAAUUUACAUAUCGAAAAUUUCACCUGGCUGCUCUGCCGCGAAAGAUGGAUGUCUAGCCGUUGGUGAUAGAGUUUUAAGUAUCAAUGGUAAAUCUAUGGAAGGAGUAUCUACGGCUCACGAGGCUAUGUCAAUAUUGAAUGAUAAUUCCGUGGACGUCAUUACCAUAACGACAUUGAAGGGUAUUCCAUUAACAGCCGGCUCGAGCGCCGACGCGCUACCGAUUGACAGCAGCAGCUUCAGUCCCGAGAAGCAGAAGAUGGUCAACAGCUGUUCGCAAACCGAGCAAGAGCGCAUGAUGAUGAAAGCGACCUCGGACGAUUACGAUCGUCGUUACAUGGCUGCAAAUUUUAGCGCUGACCGCAGCGUCUAUAAAGUUUCCAAGUCCAUGAGCAACGAAAAGGCAAGCGGUAUCAGCAAUGUCUGGGAUAAUUUCCGCGAUAAAAUAGAUAUCGUGCGCGGACGUAGACAUAGCAAAGAUCGCGACGAAAAGAAAAAACGUCAUCGCAACUCGAGCCCCAAUACAUCGGAGCAGGAGCAAGACGCAAUCGCCAAGUUGGAUUCAGUUAUUGAGAGUUACAAGAAAGUCACAAACGGUAGCAGUGGAGUACUGAAGCGUAGCAAGAGGCGAGGAGCUAACGGUUUGAGCACCGUCGGGCCUGGAAGCGGCAUAUCAGGCACAUCUGGCAUCAGCAGUAGCGACAAAUCUGCAGCCGCUGACAAGAAUGGAGGUACGUGGCCAAAGGCGCGAAUUGGCCCUAUCAUACAAAAUGGCACUGGCACGAUUAUACAUCCGCGCAAAACCAAGGAACGCUUGCCCAUCAGCGCACUUUUGACCGGUCCACCAAAAUACGAUGCACCUCCUCCCGCGCCAAUCGGGUACCCAUACAAUCGCAUCUCACAACCUGUGCCGUACGCGAAUUUCGGCCCUUUACCGAUGAGCUCGAACAAUCGUCACACGGUAUAUAGAGCAUUAGAAAACUCGGCGGCAGGGGCUAAUUACAAGGCCACCUUACUACACGCGGCACCUAAAUCAUUCGUUCCGGCUACGUUGAAAGAUUUCUCCGCGCCAGAUCCACCCAUGAGUGUAUCGAUGAUGUCCCCGGAUGCGAACACUAUGGAGCUGCCGAUGAAGUCGUUGGAUUACUACAAAAGCAAACGUUUGAUGUCAAGCAAUUCACCGAUGAGCAAGUACACUCCGCUGGAGGACUCGUUGCAUCACAGUCGGGUGCACUCUCAAAUCUACUCGCCGGUCGGAACAACUCCGCUUCCGAGACCGUCAAAUUACAACUAUCAUCCGCCUUACGCGUCGCCACCACAUCCACAUCUUCAAUCGACGCACCACUUUUCUCCUCAACAGCAUCAUCCGGCAAGUUCGUCGUCGCGCUAUCCUUCGCCACCUUGCUUACCGAGCGCUCAGUCCGGUGAAUCGAUCGGGCUGCCCGAUCUUCGCUCGUACAGCUUUGAGCCCCCUUAUAGUCCACAGCCACCAUCGUCGUUCGCACACUUACACACACCCUCUGUCGAUGUUCAUCACUAUCAUAAGCCUAGAGCUGCGCACCCGAGCAUGUCGUACGUAGAUGUACCACCGUACGUGGCGCAAACCAACUACGAGGGUGGGACGUUCCCGCGCAAAAAGGAGAGCCAGCGAUUUCGCAUACCCAGUAAUCCAAGCGUCACUUCAAAAAGCAGUAUUGGUAAACUGUCAUCGGGUAGUAUAGAAAAAACGUCGGAGCGGGGAAGUCCGAUGCCAUCUUUUCAGAUCGAAAUACUAAAUAAACUCGAGGAUGAGGGUUCAGCGGGCGAAGGAGAGGAGGGCGAGCGAGAGAUCAUCAGCGGGCCCAUCAGUGCCAAUGCGGAUUACGAUUUUUCGUCGAAGCCUGCUCAUCGUCAGGUGAGAAGGAUAACGCUCGAUAAAAAUCAGCAACCGCUUGGCAUACAGAUAUCCUGUCUCAAAGCGGGCGGCGUUUUCGUUAGUACCGUCACUGAGCACAGUCUCGCGAGUCAAAUAGGACUGCAAAUUGGCGAUCAGCUGCUUGAUGUUUGUGGUAUAAAUAUGAGGACAUGCAGUUCGUACCAGGUUGCUGCUAAUAUCUUGAGGCAGUGUGGUAAUUCGUUCACAAUGCUUGUGCAGUACAGCCCAGAAAGUCCAGAGUACAGCGAGUUGGACGGAAACGGUUCUUCGAGCGAUGUCGAGGAAAACGAGAAAGAAGCAAGUCAUAGUGGAUCGUUGACUCCUUGCAAUAGUCCAGAAGCAACGCGCAAAAACGGUGCAAUCGUCGAAGAAAAUUCCGAGCCAGAACGUGACACAGAGAUACCAACUAUACCUCAAAUACGUGCUCCAAAGGAACGCGAAAGAGACCGCGAGAGGGAACGAGAUUUACGAGCGUCGGCUUCAGUCGAAGUGCGAGGGACAGAAACAACGAGGGAACGAGAAAUCCGAAAUUCGGCGUCGCUGGACAUCAACAUUAGGAAGCCAGAAUUAAGAACAAGUAUCACUCUCGAUGGCAUAAGAAAUAGCUUAAUCGGCACCGGUACUCUAACUCGUGGCCAACUGAGUCAAGGCGGCACUUCGACCCUUCAACGUCAGAACGCAACCGUUCGAAGUCCGACGCAGGAAGAACAGAAGAGAUCGACACCGCCGAACGAGCCUCGUUACCUCUUUAUAGAGACGCGUAAAUGCUCGAACCUCGGCAUCGCUCUCGUGGGUGGAAAUGGGGUCGGUAUAUUCGUUCAUACCGUACAGCCAGGCUCGUUGGCCGAGGAAGCAGGACUCUUCUCGGGUGACCGAAUUCUCGAGUACAACGGAGUGGAUCUGCGACAGGCUACAGCAGAGCAGGCUGCCCUGGAACUAGCCCGACCAGCCGACAAAGUAACGUUGAUUGCCCAUUAUCUGCCCGACAGAUAUCACGAGGUAAAAGACAAACCCGGCGAUAGCUUUUACGUCAAAGCUAUGUUCGACCGAAUCGGUGAAAUGCCCGAUGCAUUGCAAUUGAAAUUCAACAAGGACGACAUUCUGUAUGUCGAUAACACCAUGUUCAACGGAACGCCUGGUCAUUGGAGAGCUUGGCUCAUUGACUCUGGAGGCAGAAGAAUGACAUGUGGAAUUAUUCCGAGUAAAUUCAAGAUCGAAGAAGAACUGCUGCUUCGACGAUCAUUGGGUGAUUUGGAAUCGGACAGUGGUGGAAGUAGAAGAGGUACUACAAGUGCUAGGCGCAGUUUCUUCAGGCGGAAGAAGCAUCAACGUUCUUCUAGCAGAGAUAGCAAAGAACUUUCACAGCUCACUGGAAUCAAUAUGGGCUGGUAUAGUGACAGUGGAUCACUCAACGAAGAGAAUAUGCCUCUAAGCUAUCAACGCGUUGAGCGAUUGGACUAUCCUACUUUAAGACCAGUACUCAUCAUUGGUCCAUUGAAUGAGUGCGUGACAACAAAGCUUUUACAAGAGUUUUCAGGUUUGUUCACAAAAUGCAUACCUGAAGCGAUGCAUUGUUCACAAGCAACGCUCGAACAAGGAUUAAGAGACUCGUUGUACGUUGACUACCGCAAAAAAGGCAGCUACUUCGAAUGCACUACUGUACAAGCAGUCAAAAAUAUAUGUGAACAAAAUUCUCAUUGCAUUUUGGAUAUAUCUCUGGCAUCGUUAGAAAGAUUACAUAGACAUCAGAUAUACCCGAUAGUAAUUCUUAUCAAAUUCAAGAGCACUAAACAGAUAAAGGAAGUAAAAGAUUCACGUUAUCCUUCAGACAAAGUUAGUGCAAAAGCAGCCAAAGAAAUGUACGAGCAGUCAUUAAAAAUGGAAUCGGAAUUCCGACAAUUUAUAAAUGUGGUUAUACCAGCUGGAGUAAAUAUAGCUUAUAUUUGUACUCAAGUUAAAACCUCUGUCGAAGAGGAGCAAAACAAAGCAUUGUGGGUGCCUCGUGGAUUCGCCUGACACUCGAGGGGGGGUUCCCAUAAGCCGCAAUGGAAAUCAAUUUAAAUUCCAUUAGGGGACCCUAACGACGUGUUUCAAACACUAAUGCAACAUUUUAGUUUGUUGAUAUAUCAAGUGUUUAUGGUCUCUUAAUUGUUAUAAAGUUUUUUUAUUUAUCGUUUCGAGUUAGCUUGUUCUUCUCUGUCUCGAAAUCUGUCUUGGUACCUUGAAAGCUUGUUCUAGUUGAAAUUGAAUAAAAUACAUUUGUUAUUUUUGGAAAACUGAUAAAUUGCCACCUUUACAUUGUUAAAAGGCAAUUUAUAAGACAAGCAAAACGAUAAGAGACCGUUAUACGUCGCAUAUUGGUUCAAACCAUAUUUUUUUAUUGUAACACUGGAAUGAAAUUGAUUUACGUUGUGACUUUAUAACUUAGUUCCUGUAAAUAGUACGUAUCGGUAAGAAGAGUAUACGGAAUGUUGUAUCUUUUUAAGUCUUUGUUUUCAAUUCUCAAUAUUUUUCAGGAAUUUAAAAAAUUGUUUUGGAAAAAUGUUGUGAUUGAAUGAAAUUGUAAGAUUUAUAUAAUGCAAAAGAAUUAAUUGUUGUCGUUGCAAGUUGAUUCUGGAAUAGUGGACUUUUAUUGAUUUACUAAGGAAAAAUCAAUAAAUUUCAUAAAAGUAUAAUAUUCAUGAAUAUAUUCAUAAUAUUACACAAUUUAGAAAUUUAUAAUUGUUUUCCAGGUUCUACCAUGAAAAAGUAUUUAUGCGUACAAUUUUUUAGAUGUUAUUUCCUAUCGUUACGUGUAAAAAUAUUUUAUCAUGAAAUUUUUAAUAUAUGAAUUUUUAUUACGCAUAAAAAAGCAAAUUUAUACAAAAUAUUAUGCGUAAUACAAAAUAUUCUAAUCGAGCUUAAAAAAAUUCAUAACUAAAUAAGUACAAGUUAUAGUUCGGAAAAACCUUAGUCUUUCGUUACCGUACUUUACGUUCGGUACUUGUUAUUAUGUAGAAUUAUGUUUUUAAAAAAAAUUUCAGUCUGCAAAAUGCCGUUACAAUGUUAACGAAUUUUAUUGUACAUUAUUUUAUACUUGAUAAAAAUUUCGUCAAAGCGCAUUUCUUUUUUAUCAACGUAUUAUUAAUUAUUUGUAUUUUCUAUAUCAUCUUUAAUGGGAUUCACCAUUGCAAUUUUCUUAGAAUAAUCAAUUAUCGUGAUUUAAUUUAUUUGUAAGAAUCUAAACGAAUGAUUAUAUUUAAUAGGAUAUUUUAAUUUUAUUUCAAUAAGACAAUAUUUUGGCGUACAUUGUUAUUACAAGAAAUUCGUAGUGGAAAUUAUAAGAAUGGUGUGGGAAACAGAUUUCAAUAAUUAUUAUCAAUUUUAAUCCAUAAAAUAUUUAUAAUGUUUUGCGCCUUGUGUAAUUUUAUUCCAUAAAUUACGACCGAUGUCGGAGUCAAUAAUGUACGGUUGUACUUUAUUUCGUAAAGUAAAGCUAGAUAUAUUAAUUCUCAUAAAUAUUCGAUCACAUCUGUGAUAAAGUAUUUAAUUUUACAUGCGUUAACAAAUUUUGUAUAUUUAUUGUCAAAGACGCAAUAAAUCUUAAAUAAACAUGAUUUUUCAGCAAUA
Messenger RNA from Trichogramma pretiosum, 8435 nucleotides. RefSeq names its product disks large homolog 5 (gene Dlg5). Lineage: Eukaryota; Metazoa; Arthropoda; Insecta; Hymenoptera; Trichogrammatidae. Gene Ontology annotation, molecular function: protein binding. The record is from RefSeq and is a predicted model, not a curated record. The transcript is spliced from 13 exons. Bases 1011 to 6842 code for a protein of 1943 amino acids.